UGGGAGGAGCCUAGGUGGGCCAUGAUGGAGGAGAAAAUGGCGGCGGUAGCGGCGGCGCGGCCAGGGUAGUCCUCCUCCUCCUCCUCCGCCCCAGGAAUGGCGACCCCAGGGCCUCCAGGCUCAGCCCCGGCGGUGUUGCGCGGAUGAGCCUUGCCUGGCCAUCGCGGGAGGGGCGGGGGCGAUGCGGCGGGAAGUGUUGUUCCCUUCUCCUUUUGUCUUUGGAUGGAAGCAUGCUCCCUUCCACAGAAGAUGGUAACCUUGAACUAUGAUCAUGGAAAAGGGAAUAAGCUCUGUAGAAGUUCUUCCCUCCAGAUCUUCUCCCACCGCUGCAGUAAGGGUGACGGUGAAUGAACAUGAAGCGAAGCAAGCUCAGAAAGUGAAACAAGUGGGAUUUGUACUUGUACAUGCAGGUGCAGGGUAUCAUUCUGAAUCCAAAGCCAAAGAAUAUAAGCAUGUGUGCAAAAGAGCCUGCCGGAAGGCAAUUGAAAAGCUACAGGCUGGGGCUCUUGUAACAGAUGCAGUGACUGCAGCGCUAGUUGAACUAGAGGAUUCACCUUUUACGAAUGCAGGAAUGGGGUCUAAUCUAAACCUUUUGGGUGAAAUAGAAUGUGAUGCCAGUAUUAUGGAUGGAAAAUCAUUAAAUUUUGGAGCAGUUGGUGCCCUCAGUGGAAUCAAAAAUCCUGUUUCUGUGGCAAAUAGAUUGUUGUGUGAAGGUCAGAAAGGCAAACUCUCUGCUGGCAGAAUUCCACCCUGUUUUUUAGUUGGUGAAGGAGCCUUCAAAUGGGCAGUGGAUCAUGGGAUACCAGCCUGUCCUCCAGGUAUCAUGGCAACAAGACUUAGUUUAGCAGCUUUUAAGCGGAACAAGAGGAAACUGGAAUUGGCAGAAAAGGUAGAAACCGAUCUGUUUCAGUUGAAGAAAAGAAGACAAUCAAGUGAAAAGGAAAAUGACUCAGGAACACUGGAUACUGUUGGAGCAGUAGUUGUUGACCAAGAAGGAAAUGUUGCUGCUGCAGUGUCCAGUGGAGGUUUAGCCUUGAAACAUCCUGGAAGAGUUGGUCAGGCAGCUCUCUAUGGAUGUGGUUGCUGGGCUGAAAAUGUGGGAAUUCAGAACCCUUAUUCUACAGCUGUGAGUACCUCAGGUUGUGGAGAGCACCUUGUGCGGACCUUACUGGCCAGAGAAUGUUCAUGUGCUUUGCAAAAUGAAGAUGCUCACCAAGCUCUGCUGGAAACUAUGCAAAACAAGUUUAUUAGUUCUCCUUUUCUAGCCAACGAGGAUGGUGUUCUCGGAGGAGUGAUAGUUCUUCGAUCUUGUAGGUGCUCUGCAGAGCCCGACUCUUCACCGGAUAAGCAGCCUCUACUUGUAGAGUUCCUGUGGAGCCAUACAACAGAGAGCAUGUGUGUGGGAUAUAUGUCAGCACAGGAUGGCAAAGCUAAGACUCACAUUUCCAGGCUUCCCCCAGGAGCUGUAGCAGGGCAGUCGGUCGCAAUUGAAGGAGGAGUUUGCCGGCUGGAGAGCCCAGUUAGCUGAGCUGCUACUCUUCUGGUCAGCAAAGGAGCACAAAUGCCAUUGUGCAGAAGAACAUCUUUUGUGUUUUAACAGAUGUUGAGAAUUUUACUCUCAUUUUAUACUCCUUAUUGCAAACACAUGCACCCGUAACCUGAAACAAGUGCUGCUGUAGCUUUAUAUUCUUACACUUUGUUUGAAUGUAUGUGACAACUUGUCUCUCGGUGGAAUAGGAACUUUGUUCCCAGUUGUGGAAAUGACAAUAAUGUAUGGAUAAUUUAACAUUUCAAAACAUUUUUAUUUGUUAAUUGAUUAGCCUCAAAGAUGACAAUACCCAGAAAUUGCAACAAGAAGUGGUUAAAAUUGUGUUGUAUGUUAUAGCAAAUGUAAUUGUUUCAUGAGGGGGAGGGGGAGUACAGGCUUCAGAGGAAUAUAACUGAAUGUGCUUUAUAUUAUGUAAUGAUUUAAGUGAAUCCAGUGAUAACAUAAAGGUACUGUCUUCUCCCAGAUAUGGACUUAUCUUUUCAUUUCAACAAAGAAUGGUGCAUUUCAAUGUAAAAAUCUAGGACAGGGUUAUGGCCUGCCUCACUUUUUUUCUUAAUUAUUCAGUUGGUAGUACUUUCCCUGGCUUAUAUGUUAUAUAGCUUCAAGCUGUUAUGUAUUAUGAAUGACUCUGUAAAGAUAACGUACAGUCAUGAAAUCUUUGCUUUGUGUAUAAUGGAAUAUUGGAAUGUAAAUAAGAACAAAGUUUAUUGGAAGAAUCAAUAUUAUUCUUUGCUUUAAAUAUAUUUUUGAGAGAAUGUCGUAGAAAUAAACAAGCUAUUCCUGGAUGAAUAAUGCAGAGUCUAUUAAAUUGAUGGUGAAGAGGAUCCUAAUUUUAGCUUUUUUCUUCAGUUCAUUCAAAUCCAAAUUUUCAGUGACUCUAUAUACAUGUUUGCAAUUAAAUUUAUAUGUUAUGCAUGCAGAGUUGCAAGUGGCCUUUUUAACGUUUAUACAUCCAAGAUCAAUGAUACAUGAUGUAAUGUACUUGCUUUGUUCUAAGUGGGUUUUAAUUUUUCUUUCAAUCUUUUCCAGCAUAUCCAGGCUUAUUGUUUUGUUGUUUGCAGACGUACAAUGACUACAAAACAAUUGCUUGAGUUAUUUGUGAACUGUCUGAGCAGAUUAAGAUAAAUUAAUUGAGGUGAAUUUCCCCCCAUUUAUGUGAAGAGGUGAUGUAUAUGUUAUUUAAAAAUAUUUGCAAAGUAACGUUGAACAUAUUACUGAUCUUACAAUCAACUUGUCUUCUCUAAUUGAUGUGUCUCCACUCAAUUUAUCACCACAGAUGAAAGGAAAAAGCUUUUAAGUCAUGUGCAUUUUACUUGAUGUAAAAAGGUCAGCCUCUAAUGUCAAGCAAUUUUAUCUGUUGAUCUUCAGUCCUUCAAAGCUGCAUGUGAAUGCGAUCUUCACUAAUCUGAGAAGGCUACAAGUUGUUACCACCAUAGCCGAAUUAGUGUGUGUGUAAACUUUCAGCACUAAGCUCUUUUGAAAUGUAUUCACCGCAGCUGAGAAACAAACUGAUCUUGUCCAGAUUGGGCUUUCUAGUCUGAGAAGAUGCAGAUUUUUGUAGCACUGAUUUGCCAACUUCUGCGUCCAACAUAAAGGUAAUGUCCUCUUUUUAAAUCAGAGUUGUAAGCAGUGUUGCUACUUUUCAUGUCACCACUUAUAAAGCCUUGCUUCCAUUCACUGUAAGAAUUGUCAGGUUAUUCCCCCUCUUCCUGUUCUUAAACCAGCUCUGAUUCUCAAAGUGGACUAGCCCUCUCCUCCUGUGUCUGCAAAGUUUGUACAUGAGGCUUUGGUGAGGUACUUUUAAAAAGUAUAUUUGUGACUUAUGCUAAUCAGCCUGCACACCUUUUUGUGGCAUUUGAAGCAGUCCUAAUAAAGGUAUUGCCCUGC
Sceloporus undulatus (fence lizard) is the source of this 3436-nucleotide messenger RNA. It is a transcript of the gene TASP1, whose product is annotated as taspase 1. Gene Ontology annotation, molecular function: threonine-type endopeptidase activity. The transcript is spliced from 14 exons. NCBI's taxonomy places the organism in Eukaryota, Metazoa, Chordata, Lepidosauria, Squamata, Phrynosomatidae. The record is from RefSeq and is a predicted model, not a curated record. The coding region runs from base 266 to 1528 and encodes 420 amino acids. Gene Ontology annotation, biological process: protein maturation.